Messenger RNA from Porites lobata, 13953 nucleotides. NCBI's taxonomy places the organism in Eukaryota, Metazoa, Cnidaria, Anthozoa, Scleractinia, Poritidae. The record is from the annotation of a GenBank genome assembly.
CUACGGGCUAAGCUAGACAGUAAGCAUGAAGUUAUUGAAGCAUAACGUCGUGACGCAUUUUCAGUCGUCAAAUAUUUUCAAGCGAAGGUGAGUCAAUCCUAAUUUUCCAGUGUUUUGCGUUUAGUAUAUCGGUGAUAACGUGCAGCAAACGUCCAUACUUGUCGGCUAUUCCUAACCUUUUUCGCAUAAUCUACCCGAACGCGAAACCUCUCCGGCUAUUUUAAAACUGCGGUCCGGCUGCCCUCUGAAUCCCGGACAUGGAGACACCAUGGAGAUGAUUUAUCGCCUUAAACAUCUUUAUAAUAAGUAUAAACUUAACAGUGUUUGAAGCACACCCGUUGCUAUUUUAACCUUAGCGUUGAAAUAGAUUUUAAAAACGACAGACAUGUUUCGUGUCUCUGUGUAAUGGCGCUGAAGGCGGUAGUCACAUGUGACAUCGAUAGGGAUCAACACCGGCUAUGAUUAGUGUCGUACUAGCGUUUUCAUUUUGAUAUUUUGCUGCCAUCGAAGAAAGUUACGCUGUAAAGACCGAUAUUAUUUUGUGCAAAAAUCAGUCUGGUACAUUUGGGUUCGAAUGGAUUAGAUUUUCUAGAAAAACGACAGACAUGUUCGUGUCUUUGUGUAAUGGCGCUGAAGGCAAUAGUCGCAUGUGACAUCGAUAGGGAUCAACACUGGCUAUGAUUAGUGUCGUACUAGCGUUUUUAUAGUGAAAAUGCUAGUACGACGCUUUUUUCAAGUUGACUGAAGAGAAGAUCAAGUAUUUGCAAUGGGUUUAACUUGGGAAGGUCUGAAGGAAAUCUGGAUGUUUAGAAUUCCUUCUCUUCCAGGUGUCGCAAGGAGUUCGACUCGCCCAAAGCUAUCAUCCACAAUUUGAAUAAAAGAGUUGACGAGCUCAAAAAGCCAAUCGGUAAUGAGCCAAUUGUAGCUAAUGACAAUCCAGCGCUUUUUUACAAUGAUGAAAUGUUUGCGAUCAUGCGAUUGGAUCUUGAUGAAACAAUAUUUUGAUAUUUUGCUGCCAUCGAAGAAAGUUACACUGUAAAGACCGGUAUUAUUCUGUGCAAAAAUCAGUCUGGUGCACUUGGGUUUGAAUGGAUUAGAUUUUCUAGAAAAACGACAGACAUGUUGUGUGUCUUUGUGUAAUGGUGCUGAAGGCAAUAGUCACAUGCGACAUCGAUAGGGAUCAACACCGGCUCUGAUUAGUGUCGUACUAGUGUUUUCAUAGUAAAAAUGCUAGUACGACGCUCUGUUUAAGUUGACUGAAGAGAAGAUCAAGUAUUUGCAAUGAGUUUAACUUGGGAAGUUCUGAAGGAAAUAUGGAUGUUUAGAAUUCCUUCUCUUCCGGAUGUCGCAAGGAGUUCGACUCGCCCAAGGCGAUCAUCCACGAUUUGAAUAAAAGAGUUGAUGAGCUCGAAAAGCCUCGAAAAGGUAACCGAUAAUGAGCCAAUUUUAGCUAAUGACAAUCUAGCGCUUUUUUACAGUUAUGAAAUGUUUGCGAUCAUCCAAGUGGAUCUCGAAGAAACAAUAUUUUGAUAUUUUGCUGCCAUGGAAGAAAGUUACCCGUAAAGACUGAUAUCAUUCUGUGCAAAAAUCAGUGUGGUGCAUUUGGGUUCGAGAAAUAGUUUCCUCUCAAGCUUUGCCGAGUAAAUCAUCUUAGUUUAAAGUAAAUAAAUAAAAUGGCUUUCUUUUUGGGAAAUAUUACAAUUAGCAUACAUAUAAUAAGCAUAAAUAGUUUGAGCACUCACCUGUAAACAACCGAAUACAUGAGCUUCAGGAAAGCGGAAAAUUGCACAAGUUACUGAGCUCGCUUCUUCAAAUCCUCGAAACUCGAGGGGAAAAAGAACAUUGUUACUUCUAGGUUAGUGUUUUUCAAAACAUCAGUAUCAAUAAUUAUACCCUGUAAUUUUAAAAGUGCUAAAAUUAGUUGAUAAUUUGAGAAAAUCUUUUUAUCAUUUGAAGGGCCAAUUUGUUUGUUCAUCAUGGAAGAAAUAAGACGUCGCCCGUUUAGAGUUUGUAACUUCCAGGCUGGGCAGGCACGUACCAUAGGCAUGGUAGCGGCUAGCUUGCAAGAUCUAAAAAGAACAGCAGUGACAAUGUUUGGCCUGAGACCAACUACGUGCCGGAUGUUUCUGUUAGAUGGAACCGAAGUGAAGGACGAAGAGUAUUUUGCUUUGAUUGUAGAGCAAACACUUCUGAUGGUUGUUUUUGAUAAAGUUGAGAUAGCUGGAUCACAGAGUAAGUUCUUGGAGGAACUGCUUAUUUAGUUACUGAUCACUGUUUUAGUACAUGUAUGUGAAAUUAUACUUAAACUUUUAACCAAGGGUGCAAUGGUAUCAGGUUCUAUUGCUUGUCAAUUGUUUUGCCUGGAAAUGGGUCAGUUUAAAGCACUAAGCAGGGAUACACAUAAAUAAGAAUGAGUAAAAUGAGCAAGCAUACAUGAUCAGUAAAAAUUGUAAAACCAAACUGACACUUUAUGUCACAAAUGCAACAGGUAGCCUGCCAACAGGUGUUAUUUGUUGCAGAACUCAGGUGUGUUGUACAGUGCAAGUACAGCGAGGAGUGUGAGACAAAAAAUAAAUAUAAGCUUUUUAUUUUUUUGACUGGAAACCAAAUUAACUCUGUUGAUAUUCCUCUGAGAAUGAAAGUUGUUUUCAGCAAAUUGAAGCAAUUGACUAUUCAAGGGAGGCUGUUUCGCUUUGAGUUUUCUUCCUUGUAAGGUAUCUUUACUGGAUCACACUAAAGGUUCUGGAUUAUUCAUGUUAACCUACAACUUUCAUUGAAAGUUCAGUUACCUGAUCAGGCAACUAUGAUCGAAAACUUAGUUGUCGUGAUGAAAUUUUUAGUUGCCCCAUGCAAGCGGGCAGCCUUUAAUGUUGAGCCCUGAAUCCCUGUCAGGAUUUGAACCUAUGACCUCCUGAGAAUCAAGCAGGAGUCCUAUCCACUAAUCUUGAUUCAGUGUCUCUGACUGUCAUAGAAAGCAAGGCCAAUUACAACAAUACUCCUUAAAUUUUAUUGAAACACUAUACUGAAACCGAGGAUUUUUCAUGGCAAGUAUUCUGAAUUAAUUUAUUCAACCUUCCCUUUUGUGUACUUCUCUCCAUCGCUGAUGAUGAGUUUUGCAGUUAUUUGGAAAAUAUUGUUAAUAUGUGAAUCAACAUUGGGGAGGGCUUAACAUGACAAGUUUCAACAAAUGUGACAAGUAUCGCCUCUUGUGGAAGCCUUUUGGGUCUUAAGGUCUUAAAUUUCCAUAAGAUUUCCAUUAAAGCAUUUAAAACCAAUGGUAAUUAGCAAAAUCAGCAAGGGUAGAGGCUGCUUUCCUCUGGUACCUCAUUUAGUAAAUUAGGACCAAUCCUGACAGUUACAGACAAAAAAACAAGUGACCUUUGGGGUAAAAAUCCACUACCAAUUUUGCUAUUUACGUACUACUUUUUACAGAUUAAAUUUCUUCCUUUGUUGGAAAGAAAGCCCGACAAAAUUUUAUGCGAAAGAAAGGCAAUAAAGUGGGCAACAAAACUGCCUAUAAAAAGAAAGGAAAAGGGAAAAAGAAGAGAGUGAGAAAAAAAAUCGAAAUAAAUUGCUGCUUAAUUACACCCAAUUAGCAGAAAUUAAAGUCCUGGCCCGGGUUCUUGGAAAGCAGAUUAAUCUAUUCUCCGAUUAGCGUCAAAUCCACGAUUAAAUUUCUCAUUCCUCGGAUAACUAAUCGUGGGUUAAAAAGGAGUUUCUGAAAGUGAAAUUAUCCCGCGAUUAACUAAUCCCAGAUUAGUGCUAAAUGAAAACCGGUUUAACGAGUUUUUCGACCGCCUGCUUCCAAAAAAUAUGGCGCGAAAAAUUGGCGCGGAUUGCGGGGCCGGUGAAGAAGGCAAAAUGGUGGAAAGUGAGGUGAAAGAACUUGAAGUAAAGGAAAGAAAAAGAAAACCAAAUUUCUCACCGCUUGAGAUUUCCGUAAUUACAGAAUGUGUAAAAAAACAUAUUGAUGUGAUCCGGUCAAAGCUGACGAAUAAUAUAACAAACCAAAAAAAAGUCAAGUCUGGGAGGAGAUUACCAAGGAGGUGAAUGCUGUUGGCCGAGCGAAUCGCUCUGUCCAAGAAAUAAAAGACAAGUGGAAGAACCUCCACUCAACAGCCAAAAAGAGAUUUCCGUAAUUACUUCCACCAUCCAAAGGUUUGUUCAAUGGCCACCCUUGUAGCGUUGUGAGCCUGGUUGAAUGCUUCCUCCUUUACAGAUGUAGGAUUGAGAUAUGGGGUCAUGAGAUAUGGUUUACAAGGGUACCCACUAUCUCCAAGAAGCAAGCCAUCUUCCAAUGUGCGGGUCUGAGACUCAAACCUCUGACCAAUCAAUGAACUGCUUAAUAUGAAGCUGUCAUGUGUGCUACCAGGCCAUCGUGCAACGAUGUUUGUAAACAUGCCUAAAGAAAUUUCAACAAUAACUUUUGUACUUUUUUGUCUAAUUCCAUAAAGUAUCCAUACCUCCCGUAUUGAGAGUUUUUAUUGAUUGUUAGAGACUCCAUCCUUCUAGAAAUUCCAUGGUUAAAUCUCAUAGAUUUCUGAUAGGUUUUUGGGAUUUAAGCCCCCCUCCUUCCAAUCUUUUUGUUUGAAGGGGAUGAAGAUAUCUGACUUUUUGUGGGCCUCAAGCACUGUAGUAUAUAAUAUUUAGACUUAAGGGACCAGUCAUUAUUUAUCACCGGGGGGAGGAUUUUAGUGGGGGGAUCACUUAAUUUUGAGGAGAACAAAAGGGGGGAUCCGUCGUAACUGAGAACCCAAAAGGGGGAUUGCUGAAAACUUUGGAAGGAUUCAGAGAGGGACCACUCAAAUUUGCUUGGAAAAUGAAGACAUGGGGGGGAUUGCGAAAGUCAUCUAAAGUUGUUAGGGUGGAUUACUUCAGUGAAGUAACAUUCAAUGGGGGGAUCAGCUAAAUUUCACCUUGUUUAGUCCUAAAUCCUCCGUGUCCCCAGGCGGUAAAUAAUGACCGGUCCCUUAGCUCCAUUUUUUUUUUUACCUAUGUUUAUCUACGUUCUGCCCAAAGAUAGUUGAAUUCAAACAUCUGAGUGAGAUGACAAGCAUGUCAAUUGUCAACUCUCUUAUGGGGUCCCUACCAUAAAAACAUACUGAAGGGUUGAUUACUUUGCUAAUUAUUAAUAUUUUUUCACCAGAAGAGUUAAAAUCUUUUAAAUAUUAAUAGAACUUUCAACAAAUUAAUAUUCUUUGGAGCACAUGAACUUCUACCACCCCCUCAGAUAAAAUGUAUUAUUUCUACUUUGUUCUUUAUCAUUUGUAUACUGGAUGCUUAUUGAAAAUGAUACUCUCCUUUUUUACCUUUAUGGUUGCAUACUGCUUAGACAUUGAUGGAAUGGAAGCCCUUUCGGUUGACAUAGUCAUCCUCAUUUUUGUUGGGCACUUGGAUCCUCACAUGGGUCCCGUCGAUACAACCUACAACACCAGGGAACCACCCCCCCCCCCUUCUCAUAAAAUCCUCUUUUGACUUCUUGAACUUAAGCAGGUUCUGUAGGGAAGUUGAUGAACUCCUCCUGCUUGUUCGCAAGAGCCUUUGACACGUCGGUCACAAUUCUUGAAACGGUGGAUUUAGGAAGGCCAACGGUGUCACCAAUUAUUUGUAGGAAACUGCCGCUGGCAAAAAAGGCAACGCUACAAGAACUUGUAGCGUUGGCGACAGCGCAUGAUUUCUUCGCGUCUGCCUUUGUAGGUCAUCUUUCAGGAUUUCUACAAGAAAUUUUAUUGACUCCCGUCUAAACCAGUAUCUACUGCAGAGUUCUUCGUCAGUUAGUUCGUCGGGGUCAAUUUCUCGCUGUUGGAACUUUCUUUCGCGUGUUUGCGGGUCAAUUAGAGGGAACAGUAAGUCCGCCAUUUUGUUUGUUUUGACAAACAAUUAGCGAGUUAAUCGUCCUUGUUAGGUGGGUUAAAUUUAACAUUUAGUUUAUUCCUAGAUUAAGAUUAAUCAUGCUUUCAGGAACAGAAUCUAAUAGUGGGAUAAAAUUUAUUCUGCGAUUAGCGAUAUUUAAUCCUUGAUUAGCGCUAAUCGGCUUUCCAGGAACCAGGGCCUGCCAUUCCCAUGCAAACUGGCCAAAAACGGUUUAAAAAGAAGGAUAUUUUGGCGCAAAAUGCAUUUUCCCCUAAAAAGUGGCUGGCGGUAAAGGGUUAAUGGACAUUACCAAAUUGUAUCAAAUUGGCCAUUUUCCACAUAAAAUCGUAGAAUUUACCAAAUUCAGCAUGAAGCAGGUUUGUAAACUAAAGAAAAAAGCAAUUCUCAUUUUGAUGUAGACUCUUUGUUGUCCACUUUUGGAAAUAACUAUCGGAGACUCUCUCACAUCUACCAACAAGGGUGCAAUAAGAAAUUUAGGCACUUGGUUUGACUGCAACGGAUGAACACAUGUUACAAAAUUCAGUUUGUACAGUCGGAUACUUUUAUCUCCGUAAUAUAAGCAGGAUGAGCAAGUUAUUAACUCAGGAGAUAACAGAGAAAUUAAAGGGGUAGUGUCUCUAAUGUCUGCCCCCGUGAGCAUCAUCUUUUUUUUCUUAAAAUUAAAAGACAAUAGAACUGUCAUAUUGAUGCAACAAAAAUUCCUUCCUCAAUACACCGCCGACAGAGCUGUGUUGUUUACAUUCUCAAGUAAUAUUUUAGUCUUAUGUAAAAUGUGGCUUAUGACACACAGACUUAAUUUAUCAUGAUUUCGUUGCUAGCUUGGUAGCCUCGCAACCCAAAAACAGCUUUCCUGCUGUGAACAGAGCUCCUAGAUUCUGUCAUAUUACUCCUUUGUUAACUGAACAUUAAACACAGGACUGACUUUAAGUAAACAUUUUUCUUAAUUUACCGUAUUUAUUCGAUUAACCGCCCUGGGCGCUUAUUAAAUUUUUGGACCUUGAGAGUGGGCGCUUAUUCGAGGUGGGCGCUUAUUCGAGGCUGGGCGCUUAUUAAAUUUUCAACAUUUUCAGCAAGUGUAGUAUGUGUAUUUUGCAACAAAACACGAAGACGUAACAAAGCAAGGUUCCUGUAAAAUACUUUGAAGAAAACUCAGUCUUCGGGAAAGUCUCUUAUUAGUAAUUAUUCAGUUUUAGGGGUGGUCGCUAAUUUGAGUUUGAGUGGGAGUGGGAGGAAGGUGUGGUGGAGUGGGCGCUUAUUCAAGGCUGGGCGUUUAUUAACUUUUUCUGCCUUUAGGAUGGGCGCUUAUUCGAGGUGGGCGCUAAUUCGAGGUUGGGCGCUUAUUCGAAUAAAUACGGUAAGUACAAGGGCCAUUCAUGGUGCAGCUCUGCGAUUUAUCGGUUAUUGUAUUUCACUCAAACCGAAUUCUAAAUAUUGACGAAGAUCCAAUGACACACUAUUGCCGCAGCUGCCAUGGUACGUUGCUCAUGAAACUGGAAAAAUGGCGACUCUGAAAUGAAGCUGUGGCACUUGACUAGUCACUACUGGUAAAUUUCUUGGCCUACCACAGCAUGUUUUGGAAUUUCAGUGACCAGUGAAAAUCACAAUGUUAAGUGCAGAAUUUCCCGGGGAGGUUGGAGUGGCUGUGGACAUGAAAAAAGUUGGGGGAAGGAAGGAACAAAUGCUGCCAACAAUUUUGGCUAUUUCCCAGCAUGCAAUGCAGUCAUGAUGUUGCAAUUUGAUUCAGGCCAUAAUGCACUAGGACAAAAGGCUGUAGCUUGGUCCGGGAAACAUAAGAAUGCUGACUUUUUUGCGUCGUUCUUAAUUUGAAGGACAUUCUUCUCAGUGCCCACAACUGACAUUUAAAUCAAUGUUUGGUUCCUUCUGUGAGUACCGGAGCACAGAUUACGUAAUACAAUAGUAAUAAAAGACAGGAAACAAAACAACUCCAAAUAAAGACUAAUCCCAAGUGACCAAAAAUACAAAGCUUUCCGGUACCUGCAGAAAGACCCCAAUGUUUGAACGAUUGAGAAAGUUGCAGUGUUUUAAAGCAGUGGAGUCUUGUACAUCCAGUUUUGGGUGGCACGGCCAUCAAUAGGUUAAUUAGUCAACAACAUUGGCUUAACACUUAACAUACAUGUACUCAUAGUUCAAAACUAAACUAGUAAUAGUUGCAAAUUAGGGGAGUGCGUUCAAUGGGGAGGGAGGGGGGAUGGGGUGGUGGGAAGUGAGUGGUAGUGGGAAGGGGGGUGCAAAGCCUGCUGGGCUUGUAAUAUUGAGAAAUAAAAAUCAAACACUUUUAUCAAUAUGAAUAUCAUCUUUUUAUCAGUGUUAUUGUUUAUCCUCCCACUUUACAAAUCGUUACUAUUUCAUUUUUCCUCAAAAGUGCAAUAGCGUACUGUACUUUUUACAUUUCCUUGGCUCAACCUGUUAAGUAAAGUACUUGAAAGUAACAACAGGUCAAACACUGACUAUGAUCCUCAGGAUAUUCCUUUGCACUCUAGGAUAAUAAAAAAAAUGGGCUACAAUUGGGAUACAGAAAAAUUAAAGUUAUCUGAAAAGUUUAAGCUUCAAGUAUCACUUUAAACCCUUGUUGCGUGACACUAGGCUAACACGACCCGCCUCAUUCAACGCACCCAGAAUUAGUGAGAUGAAAAGGUCAACAUUUCACUAUUCAACUUCUUGUAUAUUUUUCAAAAAAAGGUGACAAAAAAAGCAAAUACAAAGCUGUAAAUAGCUUUUAAAAGCGAAAAGAUGUAAUUUGUAGGAGAAUUAAAUAUGAUCGAUCUAAGGUGAUCUUGCUUCAACCAUAAAAGCAAAUACAGUGCGCAGAGCGCAUUAACAUAAUAUCUACAUAUCCGAUUAUCUUAGAAUGGAAAUUUUCCCAUAUAAAAAAAACUUAAUUGAAAACUGCGUGAAAAACUAAAGACAAACCUGUAGUAAACAGAAAAUCUCCAACAUUUCAUCUGUGAACGAGUGUCACAAAAUAGAUACCAGCUCCCAGGUGAGAAAAACUGAACACUUGAGAUCGAGGCAAAAUGUGCCAGGCCGGUCCAAGAUGGCAUCCAAACUGUGAAAUCACAUGGCAUACAGAAUGGUUACUACUUCAUGUACGGUACACAAAUAGUAAGCGUUCUCCUUCGUCAAAUGCGAUAAAACGAAGAGUUUUACUCUUUUGCCACAAAGCAAAGUUACCACCUGCUUAUUUGACCAAUCAAAGUGCAUGUGCUAAGAGAUAUAAUAAAAUGAGUUAUUAGGCAGCUGAAUAUGCAUCCUUGGGCCUUGUAAAUUCUGAUCACUAAAAGUGAGAUCUUCACAAGGUCUUAGAUCUUCGAAGGCCUUACGUUGUUGCCUCCAGAAGAACCUGGUAUUCAGUGAUACCUGAAGCAACAAAUAAUGUUGUUCUGAAUAAAUAACACACACAAAUGGCUUUACUUUUUUCUCAGUUGUCACUGUUACAAACAAACUAUUAAAAAUACCUAAUCUGAAAAUAUCAAUCAUUGUAGAUGAGUUCUUGUAAUGAAAAUGUGCAUUGGUUAGCUUCCUGUAUGUCUAGUGUUUGAAUGGUUAUGUUGAACUACCUGUAUCUUGCAUUACAUACCCUAAUCUGUUUAAUUAUUUUCUGUUUAAACAGACCCAGGUGACAGUUCAAGUUCAGGAAGAGAAGAUGAGAGUAUGGUGUUUUGACCAACUUUGACCCAGAAUUACAGUAUUUUUGUAGAAACUGGUGGGAGCCGAGCUGAAACCAACACGAUGAAGAUGCUUGCGAGCAGGAGCUGAAUAGGCAGACAGAGUUUAAGGGAUAACUGUACAAUAUGCUCAUAGAUUUAUCGCAUAUUCAUAAUAAAAGUAGGACUGCCUAAUUGAAGAAAGGCUCAAAUGACGUGAUAAAUAAUGUAAAAUAGGACUGUAGUAUUAAAUUUGUAUGAUAAAGUUGUCGUGGUGUACAGUUUAGCUAGUGAUGGUUACCACUACCUUGUCCUGCAUGCCAAGUCCAACUGAGUUCAUGAAUACCAGGGUUCCCUAGCCUCUCACCUAUUAAGUAUUAACAGAAACUCAUUUUAGAGGUUUUCAACCCCUUAUGAGUUUCUGGUAUUCACUAAUAAUUAGUUGCAUGAUGGGAGGGUUUCGUCGCUAAACCCUCCCAUCAUCACUUUCAUGCAAAGUCAUGUGCUCACAGCUCUGUCAUCAAUAACUAAAUUUUAUUCCUCACAAUUUACGUGGAAGAUAAGACAGUGUACAGUGUAGACCCAGUUGUUUUAAAAGGUGGAUUUGCUUAUUUUUUCCAACAAGGUGGUAUUCAGUUGGGCCUUUUUUGUAUCGAGAAAGUUGACUCUGGUACCCAUGUACCUACCCAAGCUACCCUGGGCAAGCUAACUUUUCAUACAUUUCCUUUUCUACGUGAGAAACAAACGGUUGGCUCGGCUAGAAGGAUGGCUCAGCUAGAAGGAAGACCAGCCAAGCAAGGUCCCUCUUUUGUGAUGGUAGUGUCACCCCCCUAGUAGCUUGCACACCAGACGAAACUAAACUGUGAAACAGUACUAAAGUCCUUUUUCUCUCUCCCUCUUCCAUUCCAUCGCUUUUUCCCCUCCACUUCAUCGUACUGAGGUAUGAAAACCUAUUUCUUUUUUUUUAAUGGCCUUAAUGCAUGCGUAAAUUUAACAUAUCAGUCAGAAGAGCCAAUCUAUAUCUUAGCUUUUAGAACAAUCCUUUUCAAUGGCUGUAUUUUGGAGACAAACAACGGGAUUCGGGAAAGCGGUGAAAAAAAAAAACACGGGAUCAUGAUCAGGACCAACCACCCCCCCCCCCCCCUCCUUGAAGAGCAUGGGCAAAGGGGUCAAUUUUUUUAGGGAUCAUUUAUAGGUCAUGAAUAAAUUAUCUUAUUUCUAUUGUGCUGCACAUUGGUUGUCCAGCCCCCAUCUCAUUUUUUGUUUGUUUCACAAAAAUGUGAAUCCCUCAAAACUUGAACUUUCAAUGCCAUUUAAAAAGGAUACUACCCAUCACAUCUUUGUCGAACAAUGCGCGUGUGUUCAUCUCUUAUCUGUUUUUGAGUCUCUGGAUUUGGCAUAAUAUACUCUACCAUGAGUCUUGUUAUUAAAGGCUGUUGAAAAAAUACACACUUAUAGGAUGUUGCAUAAAGUUGUGUAGUGUGGAAACAAUGUGCUUUUGUUAUAUUUAACAAUUUAUUCCACUAGUGUGCGUUGGAUAUGAGUUGGCUAUAAUCAUCUCAUAUUCAACAAGCGUGAGUGGAAUAAUAGUUUUAUUAAAAACGUCCACAAAAUAUUGAGAAUUCUUUACGACUUUACGUGUAAAAACAACCGAUUUUCAGCUAGUUUUUAAUUUUGCGCAGACGUAUACAGUUACCAUUAAUUUGGAGAGCUUGGUAUAAUGGCUCAUUUACCAUGAUGGCUAAGCCAAUCAGAACUCUAGAAUUGCAUUAUCCAAUGGUUCAGUUUUUAAUAAUACUAUAUAAACACUCGGUGAUCUUGGUGUUUAAAGCAAUCUGAUUGGUUUGCUAUCACAGGGUUAUUCAACAUUAGUAAAAUCCAACUAGUGGUCUAUUAUCAAUGCUGCGUUCUGACUGGUUGAGCUAAUACUAGGCUAUAAUGUUAUAGCCCACUAGUAGCGAAAAGCGUCGGCUUUGAAAACCAAAACAAUGGCGGCUGAAUCGCGAUUUUCUAGCUAAAGUUAUUUUGACUCGAUAUUUUUGACCAACUAGUAGGAUAAAAAAUGAUUAUUACUCUCGCCUCAGAGCCCCGGGGGGCACUUGGGUAUUUUUUGGGUGGGUAUGUUCCUCCCUGGACUCCAAAUUGGCUCCCCGUUCUAAAAAAAAAUUCCCCUAAAAUUGAUACCCUGUUCUAGAAAUGGGCCGAUUUUUAAUACCCCUUUCUAGAAUUCGCCCUAAAGCUGAUACCCCGUUCUAGAAAUGGGCCAUUUUUUAUACUCCGUUCUAGAAAGUUUGUAAAUUGAAAUAGCCCUGUUUUUUUAAAAAGAUAUUUCUUUAUUUGUUCGACUUAUACAUCAAAUAAAUGCUUCUUCAUAAUCAGCAACAAUUUUAAGCAGAAGAUAAAGCCGUGAUCCAUAAUUUGUUAUACCCCGUUCUAGAAGACGCCUCUGAAGUGGAUACCCCGUUCUAAAUUUGCCUAGUCCCUAGGCCUCAUUAUUAUGCGCGGCCGAUGCGUUUCGGGUCACGUGGUCCGAGAAAGUUCGUCUCGGAUACGUCACCGUGACCGAGAGGGCCUGAAAAGGUGUAAAUCGCUGUUAUUGCAAAUCAGGCCUCUAGAACUGCAUUAUAACAUGAACUAGUUUAUAAUAAUAGAGAUACCCUGUACAUCGACUUCUAAAGGCAGGAAUGAAGAGUUCUGGUAAUGAAAAUGUGUCUUGCUUUACAUCCUGUGUGAAAUGGUAGGUGAAUAUGUAUGGGACGUUCCAUUUUUUAUGCACUCCCAUUAUGGAUGACAAGUUUUCAAAUCAGGGUUGGAUUUUUUCUCUCAAGAAGCUGACAAAAUUUGGACCCUUUCAGACAAAUGUUUCAAAAUUGCAGACAAAGAACGAAUUCUUCAGAUUUCAUUGUUCAAAGGGUCCAGAACAAAAUUUGAGUUUUGGAUUCUAGUCAGCUUUGGGGGUCAGGGGGUUCUGGAUAAAAAAUGGAAUGUCCCUAUGACCAUGUUGAACUACCUGUGCAUAGCUUGCACAGUACCUUCAUCUGUAUUUCUGUACAACAGGCCCAAGUUUCAGUCAAGGAAGUAUUGCUGCAAGCUUGGAAAGAAAUGAGAGUUUGGAGUUUGAUCGCACAGAUGCUGGAGAAACAGACAGUAUCUCAGCUGAUCUUCUGACAAGAAUUACAACUGACCCGGCAUUUUUUAUUUCAUUUUCGGAUGACAACCUUCAAGACAUGAUUAACUUUGACCCUGAGCAAUUUGCAACAGCAUUAGAUAAGAGUCUUGCUGUAGCCAAGCACAAACAAGAAGCUUGCCAGCAAGAACUGGAUAGACGGACACAGUUUAAGGAGGCUACACAGUUGUUGAAACUGUUAGACAGGGCACAGCAAAAUCAAGGAACUGAAAAUGAGACACCAGUGUGUGCCAAACGACAGAGGACUACACCAGAGUAAAAAUGUACCCACUGGGCUACUGCAGCAAAAUCACCAGUAUUAUGGCAUAUUGUGUGUCAAAAUACACAAGAUAGAUAGUUUUUAAAAAAAAAAAAAAAAGAUAAAAAUCCCAAUGAUUAUGUAAUGUAUAGUAAACCUGUAACCCUCAAACAAUUUAAAAAUGUAGUUGUCACAUUCUCUCUAAGGUGGAGACUAGAGAGGAACCAAGCUACUAGGUGUUCUUCUUAGAGAUGUCCCACAUAAUAUACGGGAUCAAGAAAAAUAACUGAACAAGCUCAGCCUUAUUUAGCGAGGUAUCAUUCUAUUGAGAGGCAGUUGGCCACAUUAGUGCCAUUUAAAGGUGUACAUAACUCUCUCACAUCAUUAGUAUUAUUUUUUUAAAUUUGUGCAUGUAAAUAUUAGGGUUUAACUUAAUAGAAAAAAAAGAUUCCUGAGCCUUUGGCUUGGAAAAUAAUUAUCUGCUCUUUUAUGUUGUUGACAGUGCUUGUUUCAGUUGAUUAUUGGCAUUGUUACUAACAAAGUUACGUGUAGGUACCGUCAUGUAUUCUGUCAGUCCAAAUAAGGUCUUAUAAAUUUUAAUCUAUGGAUAUAGUAGUCUGUGAACAGCCACAACUUCAACUUCUCUUAAAAAAAUCAGGGAGAGAGACCUCUAUGUUGCACCAUUGUUAAUCAUGUCCCCGAUUAAUUUGGACAAAUGAAGUUUUUUGUUUUGCUGUUAACAGUUUUGAAAAGUUGUUGAUCGGCCAACACAAAUAACAACCAUGGGAAAGGGGCUGUAGGGCUCCUUUUCCCUAAAAACUCAACAUAUGGCAGUAUGACCCUGAAUACUGGUGAUGAUUGUUGCAUUUAGCUGUUGCCAGACAGUAUUAUCAUGUUUUUGAAGGUUUUUUUAAAAGUACCCGUAAUUAAUCACACUGUAAGGAACAUACAUUCCUACAUUUCUAAUCUGUGGUCUGUAAGGCAGCUAG